CAAAAAAAGCCCCGUGAAUUUCUUCACUGGUUUAUAUUCGACGCCAAUAUCCAAUUCCCUCUCCCUCCUCUCUCUCUCUCUCUAUCCUCUCUCCCCCCCGAAGAAUCUCAAUGGCCAUCUCUAGGGUUUUGACCUCUCAAUGGCUAGGUUUUACCUCCUCUUGCUCCAUUUCCUCUUCUCCUCUCCUCCUCCCUCAUCAAUGGCGACGCCUCUACUCCUCAGGGUCGAGGAUCAGCAUGAGCCUCAAGGCCGGCAUCGUCGGCCUCCCCAACGUCGGCAAGUCCACCCUCUUCAAUGCCGUUGUUGAGAAUGGAAAGGCUCAGGCUGCGAACUUUCCCUUCUGCACGAUUGAGCCGAAUGUGGGGAUUGUGACGGUUCCGGAUCCGAGGUUGAGUGUGCUUUCUGGUCUUAGUAAAUCUCAGAAGUCUGUGCCGGCGUCUAUAGAGUUUGUGGACAUCGCUGGUUUAGUGAAAGGAGCCAGUCAAGGAGAGGGAUUGGGGAAUAAAUUUCUUUCGCACAUUCGCGAAGUGGAUUCCAUACUUCAGGUUGUACGCUGCUUUGAGGAUAAUGAUAUUGUUCAUGUGAAUGGAAAAGUUAACCCGAAAUCAGAUAUUGAUGUCAUUAAUUUGGAGCUGGUUUUCUCAGAUCUUGACCAGAUAGAGAAAAGGCUAGAGAAACUUAAGAAAAGCAAAUCCAAGGAUUCACAAACUAAAGUGAAGGAGGAAGCAGAAAGAUCUGCUUUAGAAAGUAUUCAGAAGGCACUUAUGGAUGGAAAACCUGCAAGAUCUGUUUCAUUAACAGAUUUGGAGAAAGAUUCUAUACGUCAGCUGUGCCUGCUCACAAUGAAACCUGUAAUAUAUGUAGCUAACGUGGCUGAGUCUGAACUUGCUGACCCUAGUGAUAAUCCACAUGUCAAAGAAGUGAUCAAUCUUGCAUCUGAAUUGCAAUCUGGGAUGGUUACAGUUUCAGCACAGGUUGAAGCUGAGCUCACCGAACUUCCACCUGAGGAAAGAACUGAAUUCUUAAAGUCCCUUGGUGUAGAUGAAAGUGGACUAGGGAAUCUAAUAAGGGCGACAUAUAGUCUUUUAGGGUUGCGAACUUAUUUUACAUCAGGAGAGAAGGAAACAAAGGCAUGGACUAUACAUGCAGGCAUGACAGCACCUCAAGCUGCUGGAGUUAUACAUUCUGACUUUGAGAAGGGCUUCAUUCGAGCAGAGACUGUAGCCUACAAUGAUUUUGUUGCAGCUGGUUCUCUGGCAGCUGCAAGGGAGAAAGGACUUUUGAGAUCAGAGGGGAAGGAUUAUAUAGUACAGGAGGGGAUUAUACCGACAUGUAACAAGGAUUACAUAUACAAUAUGUUUCAUUACAUUGAAUUGGUGCUGUUGUUCUGUGUAAAACCAGGAAAAACCGAGAAGCAGAAGUUUUGUGGCAAUGACUAA
Asparagus officinalis (garden asparagus) is the source of this 1439-nucleotide messenger RNA. RefSeq names its product ribosome-binding ATPase YchF. Gene Ontology annotation, cellular component: cytoplasm. Gene Ontology annotation, molecular function: GTP binding; ATP hydrolysis activity; ATP binding. The record is from RefSeq and is a predicted model, not a curated record. Bases 111 to 1439 code for a protein of 442 amino acids. The transcript has 12 exons. Lineage: Eukaryota; Viridiplantae; Streptophyta; Magnoliopsida; Asparagales; Asparagaceae.